UAACCUCCACCGUUUGUUUGGUUAACGGAGUUACAUUAUAUCUAUAGGAAGACAGUACGAGUUCUAUAAAUACCUCCACCGUUUGUUUAGUAACGGAGUUGCAAUAUAUCCGUAAAGAAAGUACGAAUAAAUACCUCACAUCGUCUUCUUCAUCCACUUUUGUUCUCUAGCUAUUAUACAGUUCGCAUCAAAUCAAAAUUAGAGUUACAGAUUCUCCGCUAAGAGUGUGAAGACGGUGUUGUUCAGAGAUUUGAGAUCACACAACGAUGGAGGUAUUUGGAAAAUCUUCAGCCAAUGUUAUUUACUUGUCUGCGAUACUGGGCCGUCGUGACGGACCCGACCCGAGUCACAAAUGUGACUGCAAAUGCGAGAACGAGAACGUUUGUGGGAACAUGUACCGUUGCAAGCUAACCGGGUUAACCCACGUCUGUGACAAGAACUGCAACCAAAGGAUCCUUUAUGAUAACCAUACCUCUUUGUGCCGAGCUAGUGGCCGGAUGUUCCCGCUCUCCUCGGCUGAGGAACAGGCGGUUAGAGGUGUCCGUAGGAAGCUUGAUGAUGAGAGUCAGCCCUCUGAGAGCUUCGUUAAGCGUCGUCGGCGUGAUGCUCACUUUCAUUCUUCUCCUUUCGAGAGGUCUUUCGGUGUUGUUAGCCCGAUCUGCAGCCGAGCUGGGGAUGGAAUGGAUAUGAACUAGAAGAGGCUUUUCUUUUAUCUGCUCACCUAGAAUAAUAACACUGCACAAUAAGAGACGUUAUUCAUGUGCUUUUCCAGGGACACUGGGUUGUAGCUCCCUGUCUGAUGAAGCAUUUUAUCUUAGUGUUGUUGAACUUUAUGUAGUAGUUAUAACUUAGGAGAGACUUUGUGAUUCUGCUACUCUGUUCUGGACUUUCUUCUUUUAAUAUAACUAGGUUAAGUAGAAUAAUAACCCACUUGUUUCUGUCUUAUAUUCGCAGUUUGUCCUUGUGUUUGUAUACAGGGUAGAGGCAGCCUUUCUUUGGUUGUGUAUCUUGUUUUGGUUUGUUCUUAACUGUUACAAGAUAGCAUUGGUGAUUCCUGAUAAGUUUAUUACGACAGGUUCUUCAAGAUGAAGAAUCGUUUUGGUUUGUUAUCCUGCAGAAUAUUCUUUUGUCCUUUUGAUGGAGACAUGAUUGAUUACAACCUAUACUUUGUUUAAGAUCAAGUUUCUUCUUUUACAUGAUUGAUGAGCCCUACAAGUCCUGAAUUCUUUUAUGUGCGUGCAGGUUUCAUAGUGUUGUCAUGCAGGACAGCUAAAUUGUCAUUACUCUCUUUACAAUGAAUCAAUUAUUUUGACUGAUAUGUUUCUCAAAUUUCAAGUGUUUUGAGGGGUAAGUCUAACAAUUGGAAGCUUCCUUGUAGGUACAUUUAUGAUCUCAACAGGCAACUAGGGGGAGAGGAAGGACGGGUAUAGAAGAAAGAUAAUACAUUAGCUAAUGACAUAGACUACAUGGUAAUUUUGCAUUCGAUAAACUGUGGCAAAUGUCAAAUUAUUUUCUUUGGUUUGUUUAUGCUGCAAGUUUUUUUGGCCUCUGUAUCACCCAGUCAUUUUUUUUUUUCAUUCUCUCUUCAUGUGUCUGAGGAUCUGUUUUUUUCCAACAUCUCCCAAACUUUAGUUUGUUGAUUAAGAUAACAAGUAUUGACAUCUUACGUCAACGGAUUUGGACAUUUUACAUCUUACAUCUUGGCGAGAGAACGAGGUCCUGGUAUGUAUUAGCAUAUACUAGCAAUUACUGGUUCUUCAUUUAUUAUAUUAUACUGAAGGUUUCAUACUCGUUGGAAUUUGAAUUUAAUGUUCUUAGUAGCUGAAUACAUAAAACUUUAGUUUUGGUUAUAAAAUCAUUCCUUCAGACUAGUAAAAUAGGCCAAAGGUCAACAUUUUUUAAUUCUAUCACUAGUUGUUUUCAUUGAUAGCCUGAUAAAAAAAGAUUGCAUAUAGCCAUGUUAUAUAGCUAUACUAGGGGUAUUCCGGCGCUAGGGUUCGCACUUGUACUCUUAUUUGCUGUGGGCCUGUGGCUACUCUCUUGGUGAUUAGUCUCUCCAUCCUCAAAGCCCUCUCUGUCCUUGUGUUAACUGAAACUCAUGUUAACAUAGUGAAGUAAGUUACGGUGUCAUGUUAUAGAUCAUGGAUGAUCUGAUUGGUUAGUACCUCGUUCUAAGUCACCAACAUUAAUGUCCUCAACUUGAACAGGAAGGAUAGUGUCUUGGUUGUAUUGUAUGUCUUGCUGGGGGCUUUGCAACUUCUUCUUGCGCGGAUGCUUCUUCGUUGCUGACGGGCAAGCCUCCCAUUAGUUUCUGUGAAUGUUAUUCAAACCGGAAAAGUAAGUUCCAAAACGGUAGUUCUAACUUGUUAAAUAAUUCUCAGCAUUAGGUGUGUUCGACCAUUAAGACGAUCUAAUUCUGAUAUUCCUCCGAGCAAGGUGGCUGGUGUUAGGGGAAGAUAACACUCUCUUAACCAGGGCUGGCGUUGAUCAGAUACUGGAGAAACAGAGAGCAAAUGACAUGAUGAAGUUGAAAAUUAUAAAUCUGUCUGAAAUAUUGUCGAGAGGAAAAUCUAACAUUCUGUCAGUUAUGAUAGGAUUCUAUUUAAAAAGUAAUUGUGUACGUACAAAAAAUCUGUUGAGAGUUUUGAGAUAUUAAAAUCGCAGACAAUUUAAACACAAA
Molecule: messenger RNA, 2680 nt
Organism: Brassica napus (rape)
Lineage: Eukaryota; Viridiplantae; Streptophyta; Magnoliopsida; Brassicales; Brassicaceae
Exons: 2
Coding region: 267-695 (142 amino acids)
Source: RefSeq, a predicted model, not a curated record